This is a messenger RNA of Fraxinus pennsylvanica, 2361 nucleotides long. Lineage: Eukaryota; Viridiplantae; Streptophyta; Magnoliopsida; Lamiales; Oleaceae. The record is from the annotation of a GenBank genome assembly.
AUGGGAUCACUCUGCAGUAGAGAGCGACGUAACCAUCAAUCUGAUGUUGAAGAGAAGUCACGGACUGCAAAAAUAGAAAGGCGAAUUGAGCAAGAAACAAAGGCAGAGAAGCAUAUUCAGAAACUUGUACUGCUUGGUGCUGGAGAUUCAGGGAAGUCAACCAUUUUCAAGCAGAUAAAACUUUUGUUUCAGAGUGGUUUUGACGAGGAAGAGCUAAAGGGAUACAUACCGAUCAUCCAUGCCAAUGUUUUUCAAACAAUAAAAAUAUUACAUGAUGGAUCAAAGGACUUGUCUCAAACUGAAGCAGAUUCCUUGAAGUAUGUUAUGUCUGAUCAAAAUAAGGAGAUUGGGGAGAAACUUUCAGAGAUAUGUGAUAGGUUGGAAUAUCCGCAUCUCACUAAAGAGUUAGCACAAGAGAUUGAAGCUUUUUGGAGAGACGAUUCAAUUCAGGAAACAUAUUCACGUGGAAAUGAGCUUCAAAUACCUGAUUGUGCCCAUUAUUUUAUGGAAAAUUUGCAAAGAUUGUCUGAUAGAAAUUAUAUUCCUACAAAGGAAGAUAUUCUUAUUGCCCGGGUUCGGACAACUGGCGUUACAGAAAUCCAGUUUAGCCCAAUUGGAGAGAACCAAAAAGGUGAAGCAUAUCAACUCUUUGAUGUUGGAGGUCAGAGAAAUGAGAGAAGAAAGUGGAUUCAUCUAUUUGACGGUGUUACUGCUGUGAUAUUUUGUGCAGCUAUAAGCGAGUAUGAUCAAACACUGUUUGAGGAUGAUAACAAAAAUCGACUGAUGGAGACCAAGGAACUCUUCGAAUGGGUCCUGAAGCAACCAUGCUUCAAGAAAACUUCUUUCAUCCUAUUUCUCAACAAAUUUGAUUUAUUUGAGAAGAAGGUUCUCAAAGUACCGCUGAACGUUUGUGAGUGGUUCAAGGAUUACCAGCCAGAUUCAACCGGAAAACAAGAAAUUGAGCAUGCCUAUGAGUUUGUGAAGAAGAAAUUCGAGGAGUUAUAUAUUCAGAGCACUGCCCCCGAUUGUUCUGACCGAAUCUUGAAGAUCUAUAGAACCACUGCCCUUGAUCAGAAUCUUGUAAAGGAAACAUUUAAACUGGCAUCUGAUCGUCCAUUUAAUCUGCCCUUUAAGCAUUUCCAUCCCUUAAUUUUCAGGUAUUCAAAUAUUCUCUGGAUCGACCUAAAUGAUAGAGAGUGGAACUUAUGGUGGUUCUGGUGGGUUUUCAAUGGAUCCACUUGUGCCACAUGUUUCUGGGGAUUGGCUCUUACAUGUGCCCUACUGUUAUGGUUUGCUAGUGGUUCGAAUUCCCAUAUCAACAACAAAAUAUCUGGUGAUCAUAUUGGUUCUAGUUCAAGCUGUAAAGCUUCAAGACAAGUGAAGCACGUUUAUUCUAAUAAGUGUGAUUUCUCGGGGAUCUUCUGGAAGUCAGGAUAUAAAGGUAUAUCUGCUGUCCCAGUAGCAUUUGGUAAGAUAUCAAGGUUCACUCUGAAGCAACUGAUUAAAGAAGCUGAACGACUUCAAUCACUUCCAGUGCUUUCAUUAGCUUCUGCACUGGUACCACCGUUAACUAAUUUCUCUUCAAAUGGACUAGCUAUUCCACUGGAGACUGCUUCUUUAGAAACACAAAGAUGCAUGGAUGAUAGAAGGCCCUGCGAGGUUGAAACGGGCUGCGGACCGUGUGGUGAAAUUUAUCUCCAGAAUUUAGAUUGGUCUAGGAAUGCAGUUGAGCCCAGAACUGGCAUUCAGUUUCCUACUCUGUUGGACAACAUAAUAACUGGAGAAAAUGCCAGUUUUACUCCAGAGGUCCUUGUCGGAACUGGAUCGAGGACUAUGACGAUAAUCAGAAUCAAAUCUCUGAAACUCUAUGCAUUUGGUUUUUAUGUUCAUCCUUCCGACGUCUGUGAGAAAUUGGGCCCUAAGUAUGCCUGCAUUCCGGAAUAUGAGUUGAAUAAACGCCAAGAUUUUUAUCAGGAUCUUCUAAGAGAGGAUAUUAACAUGACUGUUAGGCUCGUGGUUAGUUGCAACGGAAUCAAAAUUAGUGCCGUGAGAGAUGCUUUUGAGAAGUCUCUUCGAGCCCGAUUAAUUAGAACAAAUCCUGAUGCUGACCAUCACUGCUUGCACACAUUUGGUUCCAUAUUCUCGCAAGAUAUUCCCUUACACGUGGGAACGACGAUCAAUUUCCAUCGUACAGCUGAUGGAAAACUAAUUACCGAAGUUGGAGGAAAUCAACUUGGAGCCGUCCAGAGCAAGGAUUUAUGCAGGGCUUUCUUUGACAUGUACAUUGGUGAUGUUCCUGUGUGUGAGCAAACGAAAGAAGAGAUAGGCAAAAAUGUGGCGAGUAUCAUUGGGACAUGCUAA